AAGCGCGUUUUCUUUGUGUCCCUGUUGACCUUUCUGCCCCUUUCUUCUCGCGCGCCGGCCUUGAAAUUAACUUCUCUUUUCUCUAGUCAAACCAAACGAAAUUUAGAGAAAGAGAGCACGAUGCUAUAAGGAUCCAAAGGCCUCUCCCCGCUUUCUCUCUCUCCAUCCUCCUUGAUUCCUCCUCCGAAGGUUCAGCGACUUUGAUCCCAAUUUUCUCUCGAUUUCAACAUCUUGAUCUUCAUCUUUGGUUUUUUUUGUGUUCUUUGAUGAAUAACAACGCUGCUGGUUCGAGCUCCGGCUCCGGGGACGCAUCACCGGCCCGGAGGAACUCCAAGCGUCCCAAGUAUUCUAAGUUUACUCAACAAGAGCUUCCGGCUUGCAAGCCUAUUCUUACGCCACAGUGGGUGAUCUCUGUUUUCACGCUUGUUGGCAUCAUCUUCGUCCCUAUUGGUGUUGCUGCGUUGCUUGCUUCGAAUGAUGUUGUUGAGAUUAUUGAUCGGUAUGAUGCUGAUUGUGUACCGCAAAACAUGACCAAUAAUAAGGUUGGAUACAUUCAGAAUGAUGCAAUCGACAAAACUUGUACCCGAACAAUCAAAGUGCCGAAGGAUAUGGAUCAGCCAAUUUAUGUGUACUAUCAGCUUGAUAACUUCUACCAAAACCAUAGGAGGUAUGUGAAAAGUCGCAAUGAUGGACAACUGCGGGAUAAAAGCAAAGAAAAUGACACAAGUGGCUGUGAUCCUGAAAAGACCACUUCUAAUGGCGUCCCAAUUGUUCCUUGUGGUCUCAUAGCAUGGAGUUUGUUCAAUGAUACGUAUAGUUUCACCCGUGGCAACAAAUCAUUGACUGUGAACAUGACGGACAUAUCCUGGAAGAGUGACAGAGACCAUAAAUUUGGAGAUGACGUCUUCCCCAAGAACUUCCAGAAUGGGAAUCUCACUGGUGGUAAAAAGCUCGAUGCAAACAAGCCGCUGAGUCAGCAGGAGGAUCUCAUUGUUUGGAUGCGAACUGCUGCUCUUCCCACAUUUAGGAAGUUGUAUGGGAGAAUUGAGGUGGAUCUCAAGGAGAAUGAUACCAUCACAGUGACACUGAAAAACUAUUACAACACCUACAGUUUUAGUGGCAAGAAGAAAUUGGUGCUGUCCACUACAAGCUGGCUUGGUGGAAAGAAUAAUUUUCUUGGCAUCGCAUAUCUUACUGUUGGUGGAUUAUGCUUUUUCUUAGCAACAACCUUCACUGUGGUAUACUUGGUAAAACCAAGAAAACUGGGAGACCCUUCUUAUCUGUCAUGGAAUAGAAACACUGGAGGCCGCUAACAAAUAGAUCUUUCUGAGUUACCAAAAGACAGGAUGCCUGUUUGUGUAUGUCUUCACAGAUUUACCUUGUUUUGCAUGUAUGAUUUGGGCCUAGUUCCUUGCCUAAGGUAGUUUGUUACUUUUUGGUUCUUUCGAGCUUGUUUUAUGUGGAAAAUAAAACUUGACUAAAUGCAUGUACAUUACAGCGUAAAAAUUGUACUAUUUACCCAAUAAUUUCAGGGGCAUUACUUUCAGCAAUCUAGGAAUAUUAACUUGUUUGUAACACUAUAAAUACCAGACCGGUACCGUGAGAUAAUCUGCUUGAGGAAUGCUUGGCCUGAAUUUAAUUGAUUUCA
This is a messenger RNA of Dioscorea cayenensis subsp. rotundata (Guinea yam), 1648 nucleotides long. Its product is annotated as ALA-interacting subunit 3-like. Lineage: Eukaryota; Viridiplantae; Streptophyta; Magnoliopsida; Dioscoreales; Dioscoreaceae. The transcript is spliced from 8 exons. Bases 267 to 1313 code for a protein of 348 amino acids. The record is from RefSeq and is a predicted model, not a curated record. Gene Ontology annotation, cellular component: Golgi apparatus; plasma membrane; endoplasmic reticulum.